AUGUGGGACAAGUUCCAGACUCAGAUCUCCGAAGAGAGACAGAGCUAUGCUCGCCUGGAAGAAUCGCGCAAGGCGUUGGCGGUCCAACAACGCGCCGCCCAGGUCGAAGUUGAAGACCAACGUCGCCAAGUCCAGGAACUCUUGGUCGCCAAAAGGCAGCUACAGGCUGAGGUUACGGAUCUGAAGGAUCGUCUAGAGAUUGAACUUGUUGCGAAGAACGAUGAAACGAGCGCGAAACGGCAGCUUCAGCUGCGUUUGCAGGAGCUGGAGAUCACAACCUCAACGUCGACAACUAUACACUCCGAGCUGCAAGAGGCUGUGGAGUCGUACAAAGCGAAAACGGAAUCCUACCUUAAGAAGCUGGAAGAGGCUGAGAUUGCGAAAGCCAAGACAGCGCGUGCAGAGACGCUAGCCCGCCGAGCUCUUGCUGACGCCGAGAAAGCCCACGCUGAAGCGAUCAACGAGCGCAAUGCAGCAGAAGAGGGACUGAACACGGCCGAGAAACGUAUUCACGAGCUCGAAACCAAGCUCGAGGAAGAAGGACGCGAGUCCACCGACCUCGAGCUCCUCAGACAUAGGCUGGCGGAAGAAAUGGAGGACGAGCGCAAACAGCAUCAACAAGACCUAGCGGAGCGAGACUUUACUGCUGACCAGACCAGAAAGAAAUAUCAAGCGGAGCUUGCCCAGCUUAGCGAAGAGCUGCAAUCACAACGUGAUACCAUGAGUCGCCUGCGUGAGGAAAGCAGGAAACUUCGCUCCGACUACGAUCAGCUCCAACUGCGCCAUGACGAAGAGGUGUACAACGGAGGGUCCUGGAAGAAAGACAAGGAGCGCCUUGAGACCAAGAUCCAGGAUCUGACCAAGGCAUACGACUCGUCAACGGCUGCUCAAGCUGAGCAACAGUCGCAGAUUGUGUCGCUGCAUUCGCAAGUCAGAGAACUGCGCAGUGUUCUCAAUGAUGCCGAGGCAGAUCGUGCGCUUCUACAGAAGGCGCGCCGUGCCUUACAAGCAGAGCUAGAAGCAAUCAAGCUAGAUUCUGUUGACACCACGAAGCUAUCUUCAGACACGGAGCUACAGAGGCUUCAUCUAGAGAAACAAGACCUCGAGCGAGCACUUGAGGAGCAGAAUGAUCGUGUCACGAUGGCAUUCGAUCGCAUGAAGAAAGCUGAAGGGUACGCCAACGAGUGUCAAAUCGAGCUGGGCAAGACUCGCGUAGAAAACUCGGAAUUGGACAAGCUAAACGCAAACCUUGAGAAGCAGAUCAAGGAUCUCAACCUGCGCAUUGUGGAUCUAGAGACGAGAUCGCUAAAUUCUCCGCGUCCCUCUACGUCCCGGCGUCUGGAAAGCAGGAUCGAGGAGCUCACCAGCCAGCUCAACCAGAGUACCAAGGAUAACUCUCGGAUUUAUCGGACAGUAGACAAGAGUGCCCGAGAUGCCAAGUUCCAGCUGGCAGAUGCGGAGCGCCAGAAGACUCGCCUCGAGGAAGAGGUCAAGUCGUAUGAGGCAAAGAUCGUCAGCAUGCGACAAGCUAUGGACGAGCUGCAAACUUCUGAGAACAACCUUCAGCUUGAGAAGCGGCGUGCUGAACGCGAGGCUGCAGAUCUGAAGCAGAAGUCACUCAACCUCGAGCGAGAGGUAGAGCGGUUGCGCAGCCGAUUAGAACGCCCCUCGACCGUGCUUUUGGGAUCCCCCGUUAGUUCACCACGGAAAUGA
This is a messenger RNA of Postia placenta MAD-698-R-SB12, 1713 nucleotides long. RefSeq lists its product as hypothetical. The transcript is spliced from 10 exons. The record is from RefSeq and is a predicted model, not a curated record. NCBI's taxonomy places the organism in Eukaryota, Fungi, Basidiomycota, Agaricomycetes, Polyporales, Adustoporiaceae. Bases 1 to 1713 code for a protein of 570 amino acids.